This is a messenger RNA of Amphibalanus amphitrite, 5459 nucleotides long. Its product is annotated as Krueppel-like factor 5. Bases 240 to 1217 code for a protein of 325 amino acids. The transcript is spliced from 4 exons. The record is from RefSeq and is a predicted model, not a curated record. Lineage: Eukaryota; Metazoa; Arthropoda; Thecostraca; Balanomorpha; Balanidae. Gene Ontology annotation, biological process: regulation of transcription by RNA polymerase II. Gene Ontology annotation, molecular function: RNA polymerase II cis-regulatory region sequence-specific DNA binding; DNA-binding transcription factor activity, RNA polymerase II-specific.
UCGCGCCUGAGCGGAGACGGGGCGCCGAGCACGGCCGGCCGAGCACGGCGCCACAGCCGGCCCCCGGCCGUGCCCCAGCGGGCCUCUCACCGCCGUGCACGACGCGCAUGCGCGUCCCGAUUCUGGGGCCUGAGACGGGCUCACACCAGUAGUGUUUGAGCUGCGGCGGAGUGCGCUGGUCGCCUCCCGCGCGCGGCAUCGUCGCUGUGCGACGCGUAGUGUGUCUGUUGACCUGCACCAUGUUGCAAUACUGCCCGCCGUGCGAUCCGGACCGGCUGGUACCGAGUCUGUCGCCGCCCCUGGACCACAGCCUGCUGGACAACAUGCCCAUGUACCAGCAGGAUCACACUUGUCCUCAGAUGGAGGACGACAUGGACGGGUACCUGACCAAGCCGGGCUGGUCGGCGCCGCUGGAGGUGCCGGAGCCGGGCGAGCUCGACUCGCUGGUCAGCUCUCUACCCGUCGAGUCGGCCGUGUCCGAUCAGCCCCGGCGCGAGUCGGCCUCGCAGAUCGACGAGUUUUUCACGGCGGCCGUGCGCCGCCGCUCGUCCUACAUGGCGAUCCUGUCGGCUCUGCGCGGCAUGGAGGAGGACGAGCUGGCCUCCAAGCCGGAGGAGGGCUGCUCUGCGCAGCUGCCGCCGGCCGCUGACGCCGCCCUGACGGCGCUGCCGCCGGGCCCGGCGCCGCUGCAGACGGUGCCGGCGCCGGCGGCCGCGCAGUGGUUCUCGGGCCGCUACUGCCUGCCGCCGACGCCGCCCAUGUCCGAGUCGGGCUCGCCGCCGCCGCCGCCCUACUGCCGCGGCCCGCCGCCGGCCUGGAUGGCGCAGCAGCUCAUGUGCGACCGGCGCCAGCUGCUGGGCGAGCUGCGCCAGCGCGCCGAGUCGCCCUCCGCCGAGCGGCGCCGCUACAACCGCCGCAACAAUCCCGAGCUCGAGAAACGCCGCGUCCAUCGGUGCCAUUUUGUCGGAUGCACCAAGGUCUACACCAAGAGCUCCCACUUGAAGGCUCACCAGCGGACGCAUACAGGAGAGAAGCCGUAUCUGUGCUCGUGGGAGAGCUGCAACUGGAGCUUCGCCCGCUCCGACGAGCUGACCAGGCACAUUCGCAAGCACACCGGCGCCAAGCCGUUCGUGUGCAAGACGUGCCACCGCGCCUUCGGCCGUUCCGACCACCUGGCACUGCACAGGAAACGGCACGAGCCCAAGUCCAAGAAGUAAGCCGUGAGCUGGCCGGCGGGCCGUGUCCGUGUGCCGGCCUCCGCCGCUGGCCGGGCUGAGAGGCCGGCGCCGACCGGACCGGACCGGCCGCCGCGAACCGAUCUGAACUGAGCUGGAGAACGAGCGAGCGGGCGUCGCUCGCGGCGCGGGCCGCCCGCGCCACUGCAAGUGUUUAGGUUUAGUCGUUCGAAGCGUGCCAUUGUUUACGCUCGACCUCGAGGCCUAUACCGGCCUCGGACUUGUCGCAUGGUAGCCGCACCAGACUCGCUAUUUUUUACUUCGAUCCAGCUGGUCUGGUUACUGUCGCUGUGAGGGGGACAUGGAUCCAGCCAGUCUGGUGGCCUUUGACGCGGCGCGGGCGCCGGGCGUCACACGAGUGUUCUAAUGUCAUGUACGAGCCAUUUGGGUGGGAUGUUGUCGGGUGUAGCACGUGCAAAACUAGCGAAUCAAAAGUUUGCGGGGCGCUGAUGGCAGCGGGGCUGUGCAGAGUGUUCUCGGAACCGGCCCGGCGUCGCAGCGCGGCGUGACGUCGGCGUCGGCCGCGGCUGGCCGCUGCAGCUGCAGCCUUGGCCGGCCGCCCAGCGCCGGCUGAUUGUGCCGCUCGCCAACCGUGCAGCGGCCGCCGACGGCGCCUGUCUCACUCCCGUGGCCUCCCGUGUCCCUCACGUGUCCUUCCGGUGACCCUGCGUCCGUGUCCCUCCCGUGUCCGGCGUCCGUGUCCCCUCGUGUCCGGCGUCCGUGUCCCUCCUCGUCCCUCCCGUGUCUAUCUGUGUCCGGUGUCCGUACCCGGUGUCCGGUGUCCGUGUCCGGUGUCCGUGUCCCUCUCUGUCUGUCUUAGUGUGUCCUUCUGGCGUCCGUUGUCGGUAUUCCUCCCAUGUUUCGUGUCCGUGACCUUCCCGUGUCUAGUGUUGUCCGUGCCUUCAUAGUGCAAAAUUGAUGACUCUCAUCUGACGACUUUUCGGAAUGACCUGGCGCUUCUCUUUGCUCACUGAAGCUUAUGUGCCUUAAUUAAUAAUCAAACUAUGGUGCAGAAAUUAAUUAUUCAGCACUAGUUAUUUACGGUGUUCGGCGAUUGGCGUAAGAAUAGUUUACGAUUAGUGGAUUUUCAGAGGCGUAUUUAAUGAGGGACUAAGGAGGUCAUGGCACAAUCGAGCGUUGGAAUGAAUCUGUUUUCCACGGACAUAUUUUGGUUGGUAGAUCUUGUGAUAACCAUGACUUAGAUAUCUAAGCAGCGAACGCAGUUACAAAAUACCUGCAGGAAAGAGGAGUUGACUCAAGUCAUUUGCUCUUCUCAUGAAAUAGCGACGGUCUGAUUCUUAACCUUCGGCUGGCCGGAAGGCUUUUACCUGCUAGUACAGUUAAGUUAUAUAGAUAUAGAGCGUACACACGAUGGUGAGAUAAUCGGAAACAAGAAACUCUUAAAUCUUGAAGCCAUGUUCUCUGGACUUCUUGGGCCCCGGUCGACAUACACUCUACACACAGGCGUUUACCCAUUUUAUAGACGUGUCAUCAUGUGGCCAUACGGCGAUGCAUCGUAAAGGCGAUUAGUACGAUGGAAGUUGCUGGCCGUUCAUGGCUGCCAGCUCUUCUUAGUGAACCCCUCGGGUGUCACUGGUACCCGCACUGGCCAUUUCACCCGGCGCUGUACUACCCGGUACGAGCUUUAUAUCAGCCAGCCCCGCGUUGAUGGGCUUCUAAUACCAGUAACCCUGAGCUCUUACUGUAAUAAUCCUAACAUAUUGUCUGGCUGAUCGAUAAAUACGCAUCGCAGUCGGCAGUCGCAAUGGCCGGCGUGCGAUUUAUUAUUCGCGCUGGCGCACUCCGCUUAGGCUGGUGGUCGGGGGCGCUGGGCUGCUGACGUGUGCAGAGCGCCGGUCGGGAAGAUCGCGCCGAGCCGCGGCGUCAUGGCUCGGCCCAUGGCGGGCUGGCCUGGGACGGCUCGAAACACCGCAGGGCAAGUUUUCUCUGCCGUUUGGUCGCGGCCCAGAUGGCGCCAGCUGAAAGAGGGCAUCUGCCGGCCCCACAAGCCGAGCGGUCGGCGGGCCGGACUGGCCGACCGACUGGACUAGCCAUGUCCUCAGCCGAGAGCAGGACAGGACGGCCGCGGCGGCGCGACGCCGGUCCAUGGCGCCAAAAACUGACCGGAUGGCGGCGCACAGCCUUCUGACAGGGCAGAGUUGGAGUCGGUGGUCCGCCAUUAUUUAAUUUCCAAGUAUUUUAUCAAUUCCAAAGCGAGGACGCCCCGUAAACAUUGGGUCGGCAUUGGGUGGAUGUUCCCUCAUUUCUAGGGACAGACCCAAGACACAUAACAAUGGAAUAAGCUCUUUAUUAAUUUCAGACAUCGUGACGACACAAUUCAGCUCGGCAGCUCUUCCAGAAUCUCAUUUCUCAGUAGGGAAAACGACUGCCAGAGUCAUAUUUUAUUGGUCAGAUAUUCUAACUCUUCUAAGAGAUAUGCAAGGGUUGAUAUAACACAUUUAAUUGAGAACGGUUGCCAAUCUAUUUUAGUUUUCCCCCAAGCCUCCUUGUCUGCCUUCAAUUCCUUUGGUUUCUGCCUGCACCGCUGCCCACUCUCCAUGACACACCGCGCCACCGGCCGAGUGGAGACGGUGGCCUUGGAGCCGGCGGGCCGCGGCGGCGCGCGCGCUGCUCCGCGCCGGCCCGGCGGGGGCGCUGCUGAUCCGGCGCGGCGCCACCGGCCGGCCGACGCCGGGCGCCGCGCCGCCGCCGGUCCUGGAUGGAUCAGCCGGCUCGGGCCGAGGCGCCGCUCGUCUCCCGUGGCUCUACUGGUUUGACCAGAUGUAUCCAUGUAGCGCCGUUAAUCUCUUGGACUAUUCGGCUUGUGGAGACUGAUCUCAAAGCUUGCGGGUACCAACGGCUCCAGGCUUCUCUGCACAUCUUACCCAAGCUGCGCAGCCCUUGUGUUCAAAAUUAUCUCACAAAAUUAAGUGCUCUGAAAAGGCACCCAACGCAUCGAAAUUCAGAAGGACAGUUUGGUGGCUUCGUAUUUGCGUUGCGAUUAUACCAUCAUCAACUGUAGCCCGUAUACUCGUAGAUGAGAGAUCAAUGCGAUGUUUACUGCUGAACAAUGCUAAAUUGUUAUUGCAAUAAGUACCUAUAGGUGAAACGUCAGUUUCAGAGCAUGAAAUGUCAAAGCACGAGUGGCUAAUCAUGUUCAUAUGUAUUCGAUUGUUGUGAAAAACCUACCGUAUCUUUUAAAUUUAACCCUUUCCGAAUGCGCUCUGUCCGAUUGCUUUACUCGUAUCGAUCUGUGUUUGAUUCGCAAAAUUACUGCGAAGUGUAUCGUCUUGCCUAGCCCAUUGCUUCCAAGUUUCUCUUUAGUCUUUGCGUUUUUUUCUGAAACCGCAAGCUUGUGCACGGGCUCCACGGCUUUACAAGUGUCUGUUACACCGUUACUAGGGCUCUUAAGAUGUGGCUUCGAGAGCAGUGAGAUUUUUUUUAGGUUUGACGGUGAGGUGUCAAACCGUCGGAUUCGACCUUCGAAUGCUUUUUUAUUUGUUAGUUAAGAUAAGAACUGCUGGGCGGUCGGUUGGGUUUUGUCUGAACAGUCCACUAGGUUAAGACUUUUCUAUCGGCUGGUCUGGGACUGUCAGUUGAACGGGGCUUUAGUAGACAUAAAAUUAACAGUUAUGUUCACUAUGCUCCACUUGCACUUCAGGUGCGCAGCCUUUGCAACUGACGGCUAGCAGCCGUUUACUGAUAAGGAACUGUAAAUGUUCAAUGUUUAUUUUUAAGUGAGCUGUAUUGCUUUUUGGACUAGCCUACAUCGUCAAUGGACUCGUUUUAUGAUGUGCUGAUGGCAAAGCUUUGGGGGCGGUGCUAACGCUGUAGUGAAGUGUGACGGAGUUCCAAAUGAGCUUCUUCAGUGAAUAGUACGGUAUUCACCCGGAGGGCGGAGCUGACACCUUUCUUUUGCGGGCUGCUUAUUGCCAUUAGUACUGCUCAGACAUAAAGCGCAACUGGCGUUGGGUGUCGGUGGAUAUAAAUGAAGUGCGUUACAAGUGUUUUAUAAAUACGGUGGAUUCCGACUCAUCCGUCCAAGAUCCGCGGCCUGGAAGAUGACCAAACAAAACAGCUUGCUGAAGUCGGAUGCUGGUGGUUGUUUAACUUGCUCGCUGGUCGGCAAUAAAAGUGAACGCCUGUCUGACAUCACCUAAGGGCAUGCGAUGGGUCAUCCACAUACUAUUUUUGGUGCUCUUCUAAUACACAUUUUGAGGUAAA